This is a messenger RNA of Prorocentrum cordatum, 3789 nucleotides long. NCBI's taxonomy places the organism in Eukaryota, Dinophyceae, Prorocentrales, Prorocentraceae. The record is from the annotation of a GenBank genome assembly.
AUGGCGCCGUGGCACCGGCUGGAGCGCAGCACGGAUGCGUGGACGUGCAAAUCGUGCAAGGACCACGACGGGAAGCCGUUCAAGAACAAGGGUUUCCGCACGUCGUGCUUCAAGUGCAACUUGGCCAAGGGCGUGGUGUUCUUGGCGAAGGUCGCGCCGCCCUCACCAUCAGUUUCUGCUGGUGCCCAGGCGGUUGCACUGCGGGAGCGCGAGCGUAAGGUCAAGGAGGCCGAGCUCAAGAGGCGUGAGGCGGCCGUGGCAAAGGCCGAAGGUUCGAUGCCUGCUGGGGCGGCUGAUGCGGGUACGGCACCUCAGAAGGACCAGGCCAAGAUCGCCAAGCUGCGCGCCGACCUGGAGGCAUUGGAGGCCAUGGAGGACUCCCCAGCCAUGGACGCCCUGCGCGCGGAGAAGCGCGGCCAGCUCCAGAGCAUGCAGGCCGCCAAGUCUGCCGCGAAGCCCUACCAUGUCCAAGUCCGGGAGCUGGACGAGAAGAUCAAGCGGAAGGACAAGGUGGUGGUCCGGUUGGAGUCGGUCGCCAUCCCAGCGGCUGAGAAGACGGUCGCCUCGCUGCGCACCGAGUGCGACACGGCCAGGCAGGAGCGAACGGAGUUGCAGAAGCAGCGGGACGCGCUCGUCCUGGCCUCCGUGCCCGGUGCGCUGCCCAAGGCGGGCGCCUCUGCGUUGGACCGUGCCGCAGCCUUCCGCACCCUGGUCGAGCCUCUCCAGAGCCUGCUGGAAGGCCCAUCAGGAGAGCAGUGGAAGGCCUGCCUCAAGACCAUGGAGGAGCUGGCCGAGAAGGACAUGGCGGAAGCAGGCUCUGCAGCCCGCGUCGCCGACGCCGUCCCCCCUGCGGCGGGGGCAGCCGCAGAUCCGGCGCGAGGCGGCGAGCAACCGGGCGGAGAGCCGGGUGAGGAAGAGGACGCUGACAUGCCCGAGGCGGAGGUCGAGGCCCUCCUGGAUCAGGUGUUGGGCCGUGGUGGCGAUGCUCCUGGUCCUGCACCUGCUGCAGAGGGCGGCGCCCCAGGAGAUGGCGCCGCCGCAGCCCGCGUCACCCGGGAGGGCGCCACCAAAGCGCUGCAAGCUGCCUUCCGGAAGCACGUGGACAAGGGGGUUGUCACGGUGGCAAUGUUCAACGGCAAUGCGUGGAGCGGCAUUGGCGACUAUAUCGAGAGCGUGGGCAAACGCGUGCUGGUGGCCGUGCGCUCUCACGUGCGAUCCGAGGUGGUGGCCCACUGGGAUGUUGAGGACAUCUCCCCUGCUGGGCUGCCAGGCCGCCUCGCGGCGAGGUGGCUCAACCUGUGGUCCGGAGUCGUCGUCAUGGCGGCUUACUUUGUCGACUCCGUGGGCUGGGACGCUCAGAACAUGCUGUUGGCCGGGAAUCAGCUGGAGGUCGACAAGGCCUACGCUGCAGUGAUUGGUCAGGUCGAGCAGGAGAUUUUGGGGCUGCACGAUCUGGUGGGCGCUGACGCGCGACGGUAUGAGGGGCGGGGCCAGCCGCUGGGUUUCCGGGAGAGGCCCGUGCGCGGGGUCCGACAGCUUCCGGCCAGACAGUCCAGGGCGACAUACCACCUGCGAGCGCUCAGCACCAUGAUAUCGGAACUUUGGCACGUGGGAGCUGCUCUUGACUCGAAGGGCGACCACCCGCAACGGCGGCAGCGGAUGGCAGACCUGCUGCAUGCUAUCACGAGGCGGGCACGAUGGGUCCAGAUGGACGUGGAGGCUGGCCGCAUCCUCGACGAGUUGCGGCUGCGGCUGGAGGCGUGGGCCGCUUACUGCCGGGCCAUCGCCGGGGCCAUCAAGACUGGCCCUGGGCCCGGGCCGCCUGCCCAGUCCCUGGUUGGGCGCGCGACGUGGCGAUCGCUGGCCCGUAGUCGUGCCACUUUGGACGCCGACGCCGAGAAGUCGGCGCGCGCCGAUGCUGCUGCCGUGCUCGCCGGCGCACGGCAGAGGUAUGCGGCUGCCUCGGCAGGAAACGCGGGCGCCCUGCACAGACUCACUCGCCCACUGCCGCGUUGGCAGUCGCCGACCAGCGGGAAUUGCAGCGCGUCGUGCUCUCCUCAGGCCGUCUGCGCAGCGGAGCUGGACGCGCGGUCCCAGGUGUGGCAGGCGAACGUGGCGGAGGUGCAGGAGAUCUCGCGAGAGUGGCUGGCGGGGGCAGAGCGAGAUGAGCCGCUACCGGCCAUCGCCGUUCCCGAUCUGCUGAGCGCCGCGGCCAAGUUCAAGGUGAAGACGGGGCUGGGCGUCGAGAGCUGGAACCCCCGCGCCUUGGGGCAGUGCAGCCUGGGCUGUCACGAGGACAUGGUCACCCUCCUGCACAAGGUGGAGGCCUCCCUCAUGUGGCCGAGCCAGGUGUCCCUGCUGGUGUACCUCCUCAUCCCGAAAGCCGAUUCCGGCAAGCGGCCGAUCGCGAAGAUGUGGCUGCGCACGGUGGAGCGCGACUACGAUUGGGCUCGCCGGGGCGGCUCCUCCGAGAAGGCAGUGUGGCGGCACCUAGUGGAGGAGGAGGGCAUGGCGUUGGGGGAGGGCCCCGACGGCCAGGCAGUGGCCACGGUCUUGCUUGACCUGGUGAAGUGCUUCGAGAAGGUCCAGCUCCGGCACGUGUGGCGGCGGGGUCAACGCUGGGGCUUCCCCCCGCGCGUGCUCCGCCUGAUUCUCGCCAGUUACUCCCUCGCCAGGGCGCUCCUGGUGGACGGCUGUCAUAGCGAGUGCGUCGCCGUGGUGUCCGCCAUCGUGCCCGGCAGCCGUUUCGCGCUGGCCGUCCUGCACCUGGUCCUGCUGGAGCCCUGCGACUUGCUGCGGGGGCGGUGGCACGAGGUGAGCUUAGCCAAGUAUGUCGACGACAUGGGGCUGGCUUGCUAUGGCGUGGCGCGCGAGGUGGAGACGGCCACGCGCGAGUCGGCGAGCUGGCUGAUCGCCUACCUCUGGGAUGAGCUCCAGAUCGAGGUCAGCCUCACUUUGCCCGGCGUCAAAGGGAAGAGCAAGUGUCUUGCCACGUCCCAGUGGCUGUCCAAGAAGCUCGGGCGCAGCAUGGCCCGGCUCGGCGUGCGCCUGCAGCAGACGGCGAAUCAGCUGGGCAUCGACAGGCGCGGCUGGGCGUCUGGCCGGCGGCCCCCGCCUACGGCAGUGCGCAAGGAGCGUUUUGCGCGCAUGGCCAAACGCCGGGCGCUCGUGGCAGGAGCGAAACGGUGGGGCGGGAAGGUGUACAAGGUGACCAAGGCGGGCCUUAAGCCUUCCGUGACGUAUGGCUGCCGCGCCUUGGGCCUGAAGCCUUUGGAGGUGCACGCGCUGCGGGCCGCCCUCAAUGCCGGCCUCCCCAGCCGCCAUCGGCACCGGUCCACUACGCUGCGGUUGGCGAUCUUCGGCCAGGUGCGGCUCAUGGGCGCGGAUUCUUGGAGCAGACUCGCAGGGCCAGCGUCGACGUGCAUACUGGUCUUGCGACGGCUUGGGUGGUCGUGGCCAGCGUGGCACGUUUUCAUGACGCGGGACGGGCACGAGCUGGACCUCCGGCAUUGUUGCCCCGUUGACGCCAAGGCCAUGGCGUUGAAGGAUAGCGAGGCCGUCCUGUGGUCGGAAUGGAUCGCCGCCGAUCCGGCCCGAGCGUCGCUCCAGCCGGCCCCCUUCAUCGACCCGCUGCGCACCUGGUUCACGCGGCACCUGCGUCGGUGGAGCGGCGGCGCCUCCGCUGCGGCGCAGGCGGUGGCAGCGGGGCCUUGGACGCAGCACCGGGCGUACGAGGCAGGGGCCGCGGCGACGCCAUGGUGCCGCGCCUGUGCGGCUCGCGGCAUCCAG